AUGUCAUCUCGACCAGAUCUGAAGGUCGACGACGAAGUCGGCUUCAUCCGCUUCUACAAAUCCCUCCCCGAAACAGACGACAAUGAAACCCUCCGAAUCUUUGACCGAGGCGACUGGUACUCUGCCCACGGUACCAACGCUGAAUUCAUCGCCAGAACAGUAUACAAAACGACCUCCGUUCUUCGAAACCUCGGCCGAAGUGAAAGUAGCGGUCUAGCCUCCGUGACAAUGACAGUGACUGUAUUCCGAAACUUUCUCCGUGAGGCCCUCUUCCAAUUAAACAAGCGGAUUGAGAUCUGGGUUUCGGGCGGAACAGGCAAGGGAAAUUGGAAGUUGGGCAAACAAGCUAGUCCUGGUAACCUGCAAGAUGUUGAAGAUGAGCUAGGUAGCGUCGGUGCAUUGUCUAUGGAAUCCGCACCGAUUAUCCUUGCUGUUAAGAUCUCUGCUCGAGCUUCGGAGGCUAGAAAUGUCGGUAUCUGCUUUGCGGAUGCUAGUGUGCGUGAGCUUGGCGUGAGCGAGUUUCUUGAUAAUGACGUCUACUCAAACUUUGAGUCACUUGUCAUUCAGCUUGGUGUUAAGGAGUGUCUUGUUGUUAUGGAUUCUACAAAGAAGGAUGUGGAAAUGGGCAAGAUUCGUGCUAUUGCUGAUAGUUGUGGAAUUGCUAUCUCCGAGCGACCUGCGGCUGACUUUGGGGUGCGUGAUAUCGAGCAAGAUCUUACAAGAUUGUUGCGCGAUGAGCGGUCCGCUGGUACCCUUCCACAAACCGAGCUAAAGCUUGCUAUGGGCUCUGCUUCUGCUUUGAUCAAGUACCUUGGUGUUAUGUCUGACGCGACUAAUUUCGGCCAGUACCAACUUUAUCAGCAUGACUUGUCGCAGUACAUGAAGUUGGAUGCUUCUGCGCUGAGGGCGCUGAAUCUGAUGCCUGGGCCUCGAGAUGGAUCGAAGACCAUGAGUCUGUUUGGUCUACUGAAUCACUGUAAAACACCCGUUGGGAGUCGUUUGCUGGCUCAAUGGCUCAAGCAGCCCCUUAUGGAUCUCGCUGUUAUCGAGCAACGACAACAGCUGGUUGAGGCGUUUGUUGUGAAUACUGAGCUACGUCAGACUAUGCAAGAGGAGCAUCUCCGUGCGAUUCCUGAUCUCUACCGAUUGGCUAAGCGAUUCCAGCGCAAGCAGGCGAAUCUGGAGGAUGUUGUUCGAGUUUAUCAGGUUGCUAUCCGUUUGCCUGGAUUUGUUCGUGCACUGGAAGAUGUCAUGGAUGAAGAAUACCAGACACCUUUGGAUAAAGAAUACACAGCUAAGAUUCGCGGCCAUUCUGACAAUCUGGCCAGAUUGGAGGAAAUGGUUGAGACUACGGUUGACUUGGAUGCUUUGGAGAACCAUGAAUUUAUUAUCAAGCCUGAGUUUGAUGAAAGUCUCCGCAUCAUUCGCAAGAAGCUUGAUAAGUUGCGGUAUGAUAUGGAUAUGGAGCAUCGCCACGUUGCCGAUGACUUGAACCAGGAUAUGGAGAAGAAGCUAUUCUUGGAGAACCACCGAACACAUGGUUGGUGUUUCCGUGUUACGCGUGCUGAAGCAGGCUGCAUCCGAAAUAAGAAGGGUUACCAAGAGUGCUCUACACAGAAGAACGGAGUUUACUUCACUACCUCGACUAUGCAGUCCCUCCGCCGCGAGCACGAUCAGUUCUCAUCCAACUACAAUCGGACCCAGACAGGGCUAGUUGGUGAAGUGGUCAAUGUCGCCGCAUCCUACUGCCCUGUUUUAGAGCAGCUUGCAGGCGUUCUUGCCCACCUCGACGUUAUAGUUAGCUUUGCCCAUGCAUCCGUCCAUGCCCCAGCCGGCUAUGUUCGACCCAAAAUGCACCCUCGAGGCACAGGUAACACUGUGCUCAAGGAAGCUCGUCACCCAUGUAUGGAGAUGCAAGACGACAUUUCAUUCAUCACCAAUGACGUCUCUUUAAUCCGCGACGAGUCUUCUUUCCUUGUCAUCACCGGUCCCAACAUGGGUGGAAAGUCCACAUACAUCCGACAAAUCGGAGUCAUCGCCCUCAUGGCACAGACCGGCUGCUUUGUCCCCUGUUCUGAAGCCGAGCUGACAAUCUUCGACUGCAUUCUCGCUCGAGUGGGUGCUAGUGACUCCCAACUGAAAGGUGUCUCCACAUUCAUGGCUGAGAUGCUUGAAACCGCCAACAUCCUUAAAUCUGCCACCUCCGAAUCUCUUAUUAUCAUCGACGAACUUGGUCGAGGAACAAGCACCUACGAUGGAUUCGGUCUCGCUUGGGCCAUUUCCGAACACAUCGUGACCGAGAUCCGAUGCUUCAGUCUCUUUGCAACCCACUUCCACGAAUUGACCGCAUUAGCGGAUCGAUACCCCAAAUCCGUACAAAAUCUGCACGUCGUCGCAUUUAUCGGUGAUGGUGCCGACGCCGACGGUGACGCCGAGACUGACUCCAAGAAAAAGCGCCAAGUAACUCUUCUAUAUCGUGUCGAGCCAGGUAUCUGUGAUCAGUCAUUCGGUAUCCACGUCGCCGAACUUGUUCGCUUCCCCGACAAGGUGGUUAACAUGGCCCGUCAAAAGGCCGAGGAACUUGAAGACUUCACCUCUGCUGGCCCUAACAACGCAGAGAAACAACAGCCUACACCUUCACUUGACAAGUACUCCCAGGAGGAGGUUGAAGAGGGUAGUUCUCUACUGAAGGAUAUGUUGGUGAAGUGGAAGGCAGAAAUUGAAGGCAAGGACCUAUCAUCUGAUCAGAAGCGCCAGAUUAUGCGUGAUUUGGUCAAUGCGGAUAGCAAAUUGCAAGAGAAUAAGGUGUUCCAGGGCAUCAAGGCUUUAUGA
Penicillium angulare is the source of this 2832-nucleotide messenger RNA. Its product is annotated as mismatch repair ATPase MSH2. Gene Ontology annotation, molecular function: mismatched DNA binding; ATP binding; ATP-dependent DNA damage sensor activity. Lineage: Eukaryota; Fungi; Ascomycota; Eurotiomycetes; Eurotiales; Aspergillaceae. Gene Ontology annotation, biological process: mitotic recombination; mismatch repair. Gene Ontology annotation, cellular component: MutSalpha complex; nucleus. The record is from RefSeq and is a predicted model, not a curated record. The coding region runs from base 1 to 2832 and encodes 943 amino acids. The transcript has 2 exons.